UCCUUUCCACUUUCAUUACAGAUUAUUGACCCCACUCAGAUCCUAACGAGCCACUUGGACAAAUUGGUUUGGCCCCGGGCCUGCUGGCGUGCCGACUGUCUUAUUCUACCAAUUAGAUUAACUAAUGAUAAUCUCACCGAUUCGUCAACUGAACCUUCUAGCUUGACUGAACAGCUGCGAUUACUGACAGGCCUGAGAGGUCAUCUUAUACACCGGUGGACUCCUAACCACCCGGUUUUGUCCAAUCGCUCAUUUUGUCAUCGCUGCAUUAGUUUGCUGCGCGUGCGAGUCGCGACUGAUGGGGCGGAGUGGGAGGAGAGUCAACGAUAUAACAUAGCAGAAGUGAAGUUUAUUUUAAGGGAAAAGCAGCUACAAGGAAAUGAAGAGGAAGCAAAAAGUGAGAGUAGAGAGAAUACCAAGAUUGAAACCAAAUUACAAAGGUGUAAAGCGCAUGAAAAGGAAGAUUGCAGUGAAGAUCGAAUAACAAAAGCAGAUUAUCAGUCCAUGAUAUGGGCUAAGGAUUGUUCUGAAAGGCAUCUUGGAUCUGACUUAACUUGCCAAGAUGUUGAUACGAGAAUGGUGACUCGGCGUAGCAUCGAAUUGAGCGCCGAUAGCCUGUUAGUUCGAGCUCAUUUGUGGGCACGUCUGAAUAGCCAUCUUUUAGCUGUAUGGGAGGACUGUGGAUUGCGGCCCCUCUUUUAA
This is a messenger RNA of Protopolystoma xenopodis, 702 nucleotides long. The record is from the annotation of a GenBank genome assembly. NCBI's taxonomy places the organism in Eukaryota, Metazoa, Platyhelminthes, Monogenea, Polystomatidea, Polystomatidae.